Messenger RNA from Canariomyces notabilis, 4672 nucleotides. RefSeq lists its product as uncharacterized. The record is from RefSeq and is a predicted model, not a curated record. Gene Ontology annotation, molecular function: protein binding. The coding region runs from base 247 to 4557 and encodes 1436 amino acids. The transcript has 2 exons. Gene Ontology annotation, cellular component: cytoplasm; endoplasmic reticulum; plasma membrane. Lineage: Eukaryota; Fungi; Ascomycota; Sordariomycetes; Sordariales; Chaetomiaceae.
CUGCUUACUUACAACUGCAACAAACGUCAUGGCACCGAACUGACAGACAGAACAAAGGCAACGGCAACAGUUCACCACCCAACAUCCCGAGAUUGGCCGUUACGUUAGUUUGCUCCUUGCCAACAAUGAACGAGCAUACAUGCUAGUAGCUCAGAAAGGUUACAUGUGACCGGCCAGCCGGCUUGAUAUGCGUACAAGUCCGAUCUUCAAGCAGUUCUUACGUGUACGCCAGAGCCGAGCUCCAACAUGAACGAGCCGACGAUGCCGCCCCCGGCGGCGUUCACUGGCCAAAAGCCCGUAUCCUCCUCCUCCUCCGCUGCUCCCGGCCCGGCAACAUCCCAGGCUUCUCCUCAGCCUCCUCAACCGGCCCGCCGAACCUCGUCGUUUCAGCCCGGCGGCCCAGCCAUUCCCGUCGUCCUUAACGAAGCAGCGCUCGACUCGCCCAGCUUCCGCGCCACGGCCGUCCACUUCUCCGACCAACUCGACACAAUUGAGCGCUGGCUCGACGGUUACGCCCGGAGCACCGCCAAGCUCGCUCACGACGUCCUCGCCCUCGAAGACACAAUCAACGCCUAUCUGUCCAAGAUAUCCCCUCCACCGUCCAUGGCCUCGCCGGCCGAUUCGCCCGUGCUCGACGCAGACUACACGCUGCAAGCGCUGCGGCGGGCCGGCGAGGGCGCGCGCGAGUGGUGGGGGGGCAUCCUGGCCGCGGUGCGGCGGCUCGAGCCCGUCAGCGUCGAGCCGAUCCGCGCCUUCAUCCAGAACGAGCUGCGCAACUUCCGCGAGACGCGGCGGGCCCUGGACGCGGCGCAAAAGGCCUUUGACGGCACCCUGGCGCGCUACGUCGGGCAGAGCAAGACCAAGGAGCCGAGCUCGCUGCGCGAGGACGCCUUCGCCGUCUACGAGACAAGGCGUGCUUACCUUAAGGCCAGCAUGGACUACUGCCAGAUGGCACCCCAGGUCAGGGCCGGGCUGGACAGGCUGCUCGUGCGCAUCUGCGCUGAUGUAUACCGUGAGAUGAGGAAGGCGAGGGAGUCUGGUGGCGGCGCCGUGAGCGCGUGGGGUGAUGAGCUGGAGAGGAUCAGGGGCUGGGCUAGGGAGAUGGAGUCGUCUGAGGCUGUGUUCCGGCGCGAGUUACAGGCGGCGAGGCGGGAGAUUGGCGAGAGCACGCUUACCACGUACAAACCGUCGCGCGAGCUGGAGGACUACAGCAUUUCGACGGUGCCGUACCUUGGCUCCAAGGGCCCCAUGAGCAUGCAGCGCAAGGACCAGGUCGCCGUCAUUUCGGAGAAGCAGGGCUGGCUUUUCUUGCGGGUGCUGUCGGGAAAACCGGUCAGGACGACCUGGGUGCGCCGAUGGUACUACUGCCGCGACGGCAUCUUUGGCUGGCUGGCGCAGGGCCCUCACGGGGUGCUCAUGGGCGACGAGAUUGGCGUUCUUUUGUGUAGCGCCCGCCCGGCCGUACAGGAAGAACGCCGGUUCUGCUUCGAAAUCAAAACCAAGACGCAGACUAUCAUGCUGCAAGCAGAGACGCAGGCGCAAUUGAUCGAGUGGCUUGAGGUGUUUGAGGUGGCUAAGAAGAAGGCGAUCGAGGCCAGCAUGGGCCGGGACCAAAGCGCGCUCUUGGGAGGCGUCGACCCAGCCUUCUCCAUUACGCCUCCGUCGAUCCCCGAAUUCUCGGCCAAGAACUUGGACAACCUGGACGAGACGGCCACGUCUGAAAAGCAGGCAAACUUGCCUCUUCCUAGUCAGGAGGGGAACCUUGCGACUCGUACGAGCUUUGACGUCCCUCCUCGGCGUGCGAUUACCACUCACCUUGGACGGGAGGAUGGCGAGAGCGGGCGAGAGCAUGCUGCACGUAUCAUGCAGAAGUUGGAUCUGCAUCGCAAGUCAACCUUUGCAAGCUCAAGCGAGACAUCCGCUCUUGGAGUAGCCGCGGCGGGUCUUGUCUCGGCCACGGCAGCGUCUCCUCUAUUAGGGCAGACUGCUCCGCUUCGCCUGUCUACCCCCCUGUUCGACCAGCAACCGGGUAGCCUAGCACCUGUUGCUCUAGCCAAACCUCCCAUCAUGACAAGUCUUAGCAAAGCUGCUGUCUUGGCAAGCGCCAAUGCGGGAACAGGUCAGAUGCUGCCAAGCGCCGUGCUGGCCAACUACUGGGGUAGCUGCUCCUACACGCCUAUGUACUGUCCCUCUCCUACGAUGCCCCCAACUCCGAAGCCAGAUCCGACAGACCCCUUUGUGGCCACGGUCAUGCCGGGGACCACUACCGGGGAGAAGAUGGCUGUCCCCGCCAGUUCGCACCGGAAAACGCUGAGCAUGGAUACCAAAAUGACAGACAUCAAAGCACAGGAGAAGUCACCUUCGGAUAAAUUCCCCUUGAACUAUCCGUCCGAGCUUAGGGCACAGUAUGCGCAGUUCAGACUCAUCUUCCCAACCGCGCCCAUUGACGACAAGCCCGUGUUGGUCUUGAAUGCCGCCUGGUCCAGCUCGUCCGGGGAGGGCAAGGAAGGCCAAGGCAUGGCCGGGAGCGGACGCAUCUUCGUCACACCCGACCGGAUGUACUUUUACGGACACCAGCUGGGCUUGGUCGUAGCAUACGCCAUCGACCUGGACAGCAUUGCCGAGCUAACGGCGGCGCCAGGACGGGACUGCAAUUUCAUCUUCCUCCACCUGAAUCAGGAUAUGCAAGACGCCCGGUUUUCUCGCAUUACAAUCAAGGUGUUCCUGGAGGAUUUCUCCCUGUUGCAGGCCCGUCUCAAUCUCCUAGUCGACGACCUUCAGGCUGCCGAGCCAAUGGAGCUGUCCGAAAUCAUUCGGGCCCUGAUUAACCUGGAAAAGGCGGGCCAGGAGCAUAACAAGCGGAGCCCUAGCGCAGACAGCUGGGAGGAAGUGUCGUCCAACACGCCGGUUGACGAUGGGACGCCGUUCGGCCGACCCGUUAAUAGGAGACCGCAGCUUGGGAAUGGCAGAUACGGGCUACUGCGCGGGUCAAGGAAGUCGGUGCCAAAGCUCCAGCUACCCGCGCGGCCGGUGGUGUACGAACCUCAAGACAUGGGCAAGGCUGUGGCGGAGAGACACUUUGAGAUCAGUGCCAAGGCAUGUUUCCAUGUCUUGUUCGGCGACAACAGCUUCCUCUUCCCUAAGCUCUACUUUGAGCGUCGGGCCAAGGAGAUUGCGCAGGGCCCCUGGGAACUGCAGGAUCAAGGCCGGAUGAGGCGCCAGUUUCGGUUCAAGGUAGAUCACGUUGACAUGCUUGGUCGCAAGAAGGCCGGUGACGUGACCGACUCGCAAACCAUUGACGUCUUCAACGACCACAUUACAUACGUGGUCACACACACCAAGACACCGUGGCACCUCCCACACUCCCAGGCAUUCAGGCUUGUCUUUAAGGUGGUCAUCACACACGUGUCCAAAUCCAGGUGCAGGCUCGCCAUCUACACCAAGGCCGACUGGUCCAAGGCAGCAGCAUUCGCCAAAAACAUGGUGCAGCGGCAAGCGCUGGACGACGCGGCCAACGACGCCGAGGAGCUGGCCGAGCUGGCGACGGAGCAGGUCCGCAGGCUGGGCCCUCACAGCCGCACCAAGCGCGCAAUACAAGUGUACGGCAACAUAGGACAGCAGAACCAGGUCGUCACCUUGACCCCCGACACGGCGGCGGCCGAGGGGCAGAAGAAGCCGACGAUACGCCCGCGCACGCUGACUGACAUGAUGCUUGAGACGGGCAGGUCCUUUAUGGAGAGCGCCAUAACCUCGAUUAUGAUGUGGACGUUUGCCGCUUUGAAGCGGCUGUUCAAAAUCGUCACGGCCAACAGGGUGAUUCUCGUGCUGCUGGCGGUUAGCGCGGCGUAUAACCUGCUCGUCAUUUCUCAGGCUAGCUCGACGUGGUUGCUCGAACGCAGGUCGGCAAGGUACAUGAACCGCCUGGGCGUCGGGCCGAAUCCGAUUAUGAGCAAGGCCAUCUACCUCGCUGAUCUGGAGGAGGCAGCAGCGGCCGGCGGAAGGUCCGCGGGCCUAGAUGCCCGGCCGUCUAAGGACAGUCAAUGCUACACCACCUUCCAAACCCUGGUCAACACAACCAGCCUCGACGCGCCCUACCAGGACGCCGGGGCCGACAUUUUCUCGUCGGCCGCCAGCCGGGCCACGGCGCGCCGUCUCCGCCGCGCGCGCCAGCGCCUGGGCGGGUACCGGCACGACCUGCUCGUGGCCAUGCGCAUCGUCAACGGCAUCGAGCGGGAAGUGGUGCAGUCCGAGUGGGAGAACUGGCUGGCCGACGAGACGUACCGGUGCGAGCAGGUCAAGGGGAUGUUGAUGCGCGGGGAUCUGGGCAGGGAGGAGGUUGGGGAUGUGGGUGAGGAGGGGAAAGGGAAAGAUCGGUAUAUGAUGACAGGGGAUGGAGAUGGGGAUGGGCAACAGAAGGUGCUAACGGCUAAGGAUGGGGGUAAGCGUAAAGAGGCGCUGAGAAAGUGGCAUGAGGAGUACUGUGGGAGCUGUGAGGCCGAUCGGAAGGCGGUUUUGGAGAGACGGGGAGUGUCUGAGAUGGCUUCGUUUGUAAUGUAGUUUAGUUGUAAGAGGGUAUCUAGAUGCAUGGUGCAACGAGGUAGGCGUUCUUGUCAGAAUACAUGACUUAUUGAGGUAUGUACAUACAUCGGGUGGAUAGGUCAAGAGAGGAACU